Venustampulla echinocandica is the source of this 741-nucleotide messenger RNA. RefSeq lists its product as uncharacterized. The record is from RefSeq and is a predicted model, not a curated record. Gene Ontology annotation, molecular function: transcription coregulator activity. The transcript is spliced from 3 exons. Lineage: Eukaryota; Fungi; Ascomycota; Leotiomycetes; Helotiales; Pleuroascaceae. Gene Ontology annotation, cellular component: mediator complex; core mediator complex. The coding region runs from base 1 to 741 and encodes 246 amino acids. Gene Ontology annotation, biological process: regulation of transcription by RNA polymerase II.
AUGGAAGAGUCAGAGCCACAGCCCAAUCCUCUGGCGGCUGCAUUUCCAACCCCCCCGCCGUUCUGGCAACAUUUCACGGAAGUGAAUCUGGAGCGCACAUCGAAGCUACGUGUUGCGCAAGCGGCAGAGGCAUCCAAACACCCCAAUCCUGCUACGUCUUCGCCCGUACGUCUGCUGGAUCUCCCGCCCGAGUUGCGCUUCUUACAGCCGCCCGAGCCCCCAGCAGAUGGAGUUUACCGGUGUUUCGGGGACGUGUAUAACUUGAGUGAGCCACUCCCCACUCUAGAAGAGCAGGGGAUACAGCACCUGUAUACGCCCCCAAUAACACCGACCGGUGACGGGAAGCAUUCUGACCGCGCCUUUAUCUUGAAGCGACUGGCGAAAUCGCUGCUGCUGAAUUUCCUGGAGUUGGUUGGUAUUAUGAGUGUCAAUCCUGCGCAGUAUGUGGAGAAGAUCCAAGAUCUGCGAACGUUGUUCAUUAAUUUCCACCACCUUUUGAAUGAAUACCGACCCCAUCAGGCCAGAGAGAGCCUGAUACUGACGAUGCACGAUCAAUUGGAGCGGUCGAGGGCAGAGACUCAGGGCAUAAUGAAGAUGAAGGAGAAAGUGGAGGCGGUACUGGAGGGUUUGGGCCAGGCUGGAUUGACAGAGAUGGAGACAGCCGGACAACGCGUCGUCAAGGAGUCCAACAUGGAUGAGGGGAACGAUAUAUGGGAUGAGCUUGACAAGGAAUUUGGUUAA